Molecule: messenger RNA, 4536 nt
Organism: Linum trigynum
Lineage: Eukaryota; Viridiplantae; Streptophyta; Magnoliopsida; Malpighiales; Linaceae
Source: the annotation of a GenBank genome assembly
CACUGAACCAACAAUGCCAAACACACCACGAAAGAAACAAAGUGUGAUGGUCGUUAUCAUUAUCGACACGUACAUUGGCGUGUUAUGUUCGAUAAUAUCAUUGAUUUUAAAUGAUCAACUAGACAAAAUUAAUCUCAUCACUCUACGAACAACGUCCUUGUUUUAUUUAGGACAACAACCUGAUUAGGGACUUGAAUGAAAAUUAAAAAAAGGCUUAGGGACUAAAUUGACGGUUAACUGAAAAAAGGAAAGAAAAUAUUGAAAGAAACGAAAAGAAAAUGAUGAAGUCCCCCAACCGCACUCUUAUUAAUUAGUUUUAACUACUUUAAUUAACCACGACUGACGGACUGUCAAUUAAAAUAUUCCCCACGAAAACUAUUCAUUUGAUAAACAAAACAAAAAAAAAAUGGAAAAGGAAAAGAAAGAAAAGUAGUUAAACUUCGACAUCAGUGGGUUCGUGAAAACUGGAUUUCGUUGCCGGUCUGGAAAUACGCGUGUAGGAAAGUCUUGGGUUCUGAUUUCUGAAGAAGAGAGGCUGCCCAGAAGAGAGAGAGAGAGAGAGAGAGAGAGAGCCUUGUGGUAAAUUGAAGAUGAAGACAAAAGAUCUGAUGUAGAGAUAGAGAUAGCGAGACUCACACACACACUGAGAUUCACCAGUGGUUGCGGCGGCGGCGGUUUUGGUCGACAGUCGUGGUGACUUUUUUUUCUGGGUCAGAUCUCUUUUUCUGUGGAUUCAUCGCUUCUGUUUGUUUCUGGGGAAAAACUGAAUCUCGUCCUUGCUGGUUGUGUGAUAGCUGAUGUUAGGUCAGUUGAAGGGUCUUGGGUGAUUUUGUGAAGUCAAACUUGGCUUAUUUGCUUCUCGUUUGGUCAAUGAAAGGGUUUUCCCCAUCUGUGAUGGCCGGCAAGAAGUGAAAUUGGCUUCCGGUUUGUGGUUCUGGACCAUUUUGGCUUCGUGGGUAGGUCUUCGUUUGGGGGUUUUAGUGCGUUUGACGAGGUUAUUGAUUAUUUUGGUGAGUGAUGUUUCAUGCCCGAAUCAUGGACAUGGUUGUUAGAUUCUGCAAUUUUUCAUUCCUGAAGGUUUGUAGGUUUCUUUCUUUCUGAUUUUUAGGGAGUAUGAUUGUACUGGACUUUGAAAAUUUGAAGUGAAAGGGUAUCGGAUCAUAGCUAUAAAAUACGUUACUUGUUGGUUCUUUCUUCCUGCUGUUAAGAUUCUUAAUUUGAAUACAGAUUGGGGCUUAGAUGCCACUCAUAAUAGUUGUAUGUUAUGUGUCUUGCAGUAUACAUGUGAGUCCUUUAGGAAUCUUCUUUACUUGCUAAGUGCCUUUUCCCUUGCCUGUCUCUUCCCUUUUCUCCCUUGUUUGUUAAGCAUUACUUCGAGAAUCUGAAACAAGUUCUUUUAAAAAUCAUGAUCUACAGUUUGUGUUACUUCUCUUGGUGGAUGGUCAUCGAGCUAUUGAAAUUCAGUUCUGGUUUGAGUUACACCAUCAAGGAGGGGUUGAGUUGGAAGAUCCUACCAAGAAAAGCUUAUGUCGUUCCGUAACAUAGUACGUGAUGUCAGGGAUGGGUUUGGGAGCUUGUCUCGGCGGAGUUUCGAUGUAAGGCUGCCAGGUCAUCAUAAUAGAGGGAAAUCUCAUGGCUCUAUUACCGACUCGAAUGACCAGCAGCUGGUGGUUGUUCAGAGUAGCCGUUGGGCUAGCCUUCCGCCUGAGUUGCUCCGUGAUGUAAUUAAGAGGUUGGAGGCAAGUGAAGGCACUUGGCCUGCUCGCAAGCAUGUUGUUGCAUGUGCUGCAGUUUGCAAAGCAUGGAGAGAAAUGUGUAGAGAACUUGUUAGAAGUCCAGAGUUCUCUGGGAAGAUUACUUUCCCUGUUUCCCUGAAGCAGCCUGGGCACAGGGAUGGACUCAUCCAGUGCUUCAUUAAGAGAGACAAGUCCAAGUUAACUUACCAUCUUUUCCUUUGCCUUAGCCCUGCUUUGCUGGUUGAAAAUGGGAAAUUUCUUCUCUCUGCUAAAAGAACCCGCAGAACUACUUGCACAGAGUAUAUUAUCUCCAUGGAUGCUGACAACAUAUCAAGAUCGAGUGGUACAUAUAUAGGGAAACUACGAUCAAAUUUCUUAGGAACCAGGUUCAUAAUCUAUGAUACGCAGCCGCCCUACAACAACGCACAGCUGCCCCCUCCACCAGGUAGGAGCCGAAGGUUCUACUCGAAAAAAGUAUCACCAAAGGUUCCCACUGGAAGCUACAACAUCGCCCAGAUCUCAUACGAGUUGAACGUGCUGGGUACUCGUGGUCCCCGCAGGAUGCAAUGCACCAUGCGCUCCAUCCCAACCUCAUCCCUCCAGCCUGGAGGUUCUGUCCCGGGCCAACCCGAGAUCCUGCUACCAGGGUCCCUCGAGGACUCGUUCCGAAGCAUGUCGCUGUCAAAGUCGAUAAUGGACAGCUCGAGCGAGUUCAGCAGCUCCCGCUUCUUCGACAGACGUCGAGACGGGGGAGAAGGCGCAGGAGAGGAAGAAGCGAAAGACAACGAUGGGCCGGUGAUUCUGCGGAACAAAGCGCCCAGGUGGCACGAGCAGUUGCAGUGCUGGUGUCUCAACUUCCGGGGCAGAGUGACGGUAGCCUCAGUCAAGAACUUCCAGCUGAUCGCGGCGAAUCAGCCAGCUGCUGCCCCGGCUGCAGCGGCCUGUGGGCAGCAGCCGCCGCCACAGUCGCAAUCUGAUCAUGAUAAGAUAAUAUUGCAGUUUGGGAAGGUUGGGAAGGAUAUGUUCACCAUGGAUUACCGGUACCCGCUAUCUGCAUUUCAAGCUUUUGCGAUAUGCUUGAGCAGCUUUGACACCAAGCUGGCAUGUGAAUAGAGAGAAGGACGAAGACCGGGAAAGAACCAGACUGAAAACUUGGAGUAGGAAGAAUGUUUUCAGUUCUGGGUUGUCUGUAUUUAUUGUUGGAUCUAGUUUCUGGGUAGUGGCUACUGCAGAGGCAGCAUUGAUGUUGUAUUGUAUGGUGCAAUGUACAAGUUUAGAUGGACGUGAUAGGGGAACUGAGUUCGGGAUUCUGACUUCUGAGUUUCUGCCUUCUCUUUGCUUUUAUGUUUUUGGUUCUCUCUAUUGUUUGUUGUUAUGCAAUUGUGCUUUUGCCUUAACAUUAACCUCCCAAAUUUGACGUCACUUGUGAUGUGGCGGCUUGGACGUCUUCAGUCUUCACCUCCAUAUUCUUUUCCUAGUCGAUGGUGGUAGGCUUGACAGUCUUCUCCUCCAUAUUCUUUUCCUAGUAUGUGUUGAUCAGCUUGACGGAGACAAAGUGCGAUUGGUCGGAGAAGAAAGGUCGUUAAAAUAGGUUGAUUAUGCGUUUCUGCUAGUCACGUUAGCAAAAAUGGACUCCAUUAACGGAAGGUAAUGCAGAGUAAGUGAACUUGGACUAUUUAACUCAUCUUUUUGACCACUACUAGAAUAAUUUUUUAGUGGCAAACGUGAAACAAUUUAGUAAUAUCAGUGACCAAACUUGCAAUUUAUCCUUUCUUUUGGGCAUUGCUAUUCGUCGCCCUAAAAUUUCUUAUUCGUCGCCCCGCCCUAAUUAAGUCAAAUUUACUUAUAUGUCCUUAGUUCAGAUGAAUUUCAUGUUUGGUCACUCGGUUAAUCAAUUUGUUUCACUUUUGCUACUCAAAAAAUUUUCCUUAUUGAUCACUAACUUUACAUCAUUAUUUCAUAAUUGAUCACAGACCGUUAAACUCUGUCACCUUCAUCUUAGAUGGCAGUCAACCAUAAUCUUUGACCGUUAAAUUAACAUGUGAAAUAUUUUUUUUUUUUUGAAAUCUUAUUAUUUUCCACCUCUCUAUCUUUCUACCACGUACCAAGGCACCAACCUCUCUCUCAUCAAACACUCAAACAAAAUCAGAACCACCAAAGAGGAAUUCUCUUGCAUCUCGCAUGGAAUUGAGAAAGCGAGAGGCUAGCAUCUGGAAGUUUAGGCGGUGGGAGGGAGGGAUUGCCGGUUCUGGGCUUGCCGGCGUGAGGGAGGUGGGUUAGGUGGCGGAGGGAGGGAUUGGGGGUUAGGCGGCAUGAGGGAGGUGGGUAUGCCGGCGGGAGUGUUCUUGGUUAGGCGGCGGUAGGUUUUCGGAGCGUGAGUUACUGAGUUUGUUUUUAGGAUUUAGGUUUGAAUUGGGGAUAGGGGUUUCUUUGUCAUUUUGGUCUGAUUUAGGGCGAUAAAAUUCAAAUUUUAGGGCGGCGAAUAGCAAUUCAGUUGAUUUUAGAACUACAAAUGACCCAUGCACAUAAAAAGUCCUCAUAAUUACAUAAUUAUCUGACGAAUAGCAAUGCCCCAUAAUUAUUCCUCCAUCCCAACUAAUCCCUUCCAUGAGUUUCACCCUACAAUCAAAAUCAAAAUCAACAAUUCGGCUUAUUUUUUGUCGAAACUGAAAAAAAGAUCAAAACAGCCAAGUAACAUUAAUAAUUACAUGAUUUUUUUUUGCCUGAACCAGCGCCUAAUUUGUGUUUCCAGUGAGCAAUUGAGUCCCCAAUUAACAGAAGAUAAACAGUCUUUUUAACA